Molecule: messenger RNA, 873 nt
Organism: Aspergillus campestris IBT 28561
Lineage: Eukaryota; Fungi; Ascomycota; Eurotiomycetes; Eurotiales; Aspergillaceae
Exons: 2
Coding region: 1-696 (231 amino acids)
Biological process (GO): import into nucleus
Cellular component (GO): cytoplasm
Source: RefSeq, a predicted model, not a curated record
AUGGCAAACGUAGCCCUCAUCGGCGGCACCGGCAUGGUGGGAAGCCACAUCCUCACCACCCUCCUCAGCCACCCCUCCAUCAACCGCGUGGACACCAUCUCGCGCCGCACACCCGCAGCAGCCAGCCAAGCGCAAACGAAGCUAACAACCUUCGUCGAACCCGACACCUCAAAAUGGGCCUCCGAGCUAACCUCGCUCACACCCACGCCCGAGAUCUUCAUCUCUGCAUUCGGCACAACGCGCGCCGCAGCAGGCGGGUUCGAAAGCCAGUACGCCGUGGAGCAUGGGCUGAACGUUGAGAUGGCGCGGGCCGCGCGCGACGCCGGCACACGGGUUAUGGUGCUGAUCUCGUCGACGGGGGCGAGCAAGGAUGCGAGUAUGGCGUAUGCGCGGAUGAAGGGCGAGAUUGAGGAGGAUGUCAAGGCGCUGGGGUUCGAGCGGACGGUUAUUUUGAGGCCCGGGCUGAUUGCUGGGACGAGGGACGAGAGCCGGCCUUUGGAGGCUGCGGCGAGGUUUGUGGCGGGUUGGGCCGGGAAGGUUCAUCAGGGCUUGAAGAAUGGGUGGGCGCAGGAUGCGGAUGUUAUUGGCAAGGCGGCGGUUAAUGCGGGGGUGAAGGCGCUGGAGGGGGAUGUUCCUACGGGGAGUGAGAAGGUUUGGUUGUUGAUGGGGAGUGAUAUUAUUCGGGAGGGGAAGUAGUUUCUUCUUUAUGGUCUUUUAUGAUGCUUACUUUGCGCGGUUACUUCUGUUCAUGAUCUUACUGUGAUUAGUGCUUGAUACUGUAUAUUUCUAGUCGUACACUCAUAUAUUGAUGCUUUAUUUGAUAACCCUAAUAGCAGUCCUAGCAGUAUUCAUACACGACCAAAACCAAAGUAC